AUGACUACAUUAUUAUGGACCUGCAUCCUAAGAGCAAAAUAUCUCAGAAACAGAUCUUUUUGGUCCAUCAGUAAACCACAAAAGUGCUCCACAACAUGGGCUGCGAUCUUGGAAAGUAGAUCUCUUCUUAAGAAAGGAUGUAUGUGGCUGAUUGGUAACGGAGAGAGUAUAACCAUCAGGGACGAGCCGUGGAUUCCCUCCAUUCAUGAUCAUACCAUUCCCGGUAUUACAGAGAACUCUGACCACCUCAUUAAAGGUCAGCAACUUAUUAAUCCGGAAACAAAAGAAUGGAACACAAACAUUAUAGAAAAUGCCUUCGAUCAGUUCACUGCUACUCAGAUUAAGAAGAUAUACAUCAACAAGGAAGCAAAGGACAGACUCAUCUGGAAACUGACACCACAUGGAAACUUCACUCCUCAAUCCUUUCAAAAAUUACUCAUGGAACGAGCUGGUGAAUCCUCAGACACCGGACAAAAUACAUUUCCUUGGAAGAAAUUUUGGGCUGUCGGCAGCACAGCUCCAAAAAUCAAAUUAUUUGUGUGGAGAGCAAUACACAGAGGACCUGGGGUUUUGCAAAGGAUAGAGAAGUUUGUGGAAGGUGUUGAUCCGAUAUGCAGACAUUGUAACAAUCAUGAAGAAGACGCAGAUCAUCUUCUUAUUCAUUGUAAUCUGGCUCAAAUGGAUUGGUUUGCCUCACCCAUAGGAUUACGUCUGAAAGAGAACCAGGAUAUAACAUUUUCUCAAUGGCUCACAAGUCAGGACAGUGAAUACACUUUCGCAAUGGGUGCUUCGGUGCAGGAGAUUCUAAGGAUUGCUGGAUACUGGUCCAAUUUAUAUUUCGGGGUUGACGAAACCAUGGAAACUGAAGGCACUUCACAGCCUCAUGAAACUGGCAAUAACUCUGCGCACGUUUGGAUAUCUCCACCAACAAAUUUCUUCAAAAUCAAUGUCGAUGCGGCUGUAAAAAAUGGACACUAUGCCUCUGCAGCUAUUGUAAGAAAUCAUGAAGGUAAAUGCUGUGGGAUCAGUACAAGGCUGGGAGUAUCAAACACUCCAGUAGUGGCAGAAGCUGAUGGAUUUUGCUUGGCUGUUGAACUAGCUAUUUUGCUUGGUCUGGAAUCAGUCAUCAUCGAAGGAGUUACAAUUAGACCAGGUCAUCCGUUCACUCAUCGCUACGACAGAACUAAAGGAAAGCUACAUAUUUCACAGGCAACUAUUCAUGAAAGCGGCAGAAGUUGUAAAACUACUGAAUUAGUCAAGGUCAUAUGUAACGUCGGGCAUAGUAAGGAUCCAAUCUAUUUAUGUUCCCUUUCGGCUAACAAAAAGCACAAGUCGUUUCCUCUCAACUAUGAGUUUGGAGAGGAUGAUGGUGAAGCUGUGUUGUCAGUUCACGGCCUGUACGCUGUGCAUCUUGCAGGUUAUUUUCUUGGCGAUGCUGGUGGCCGUGCCGAAGGUUUGUAA
Messenger RNA from Papaver somniferum (opium poppy), 1461 nucleotides. RefSeq lists its product as uncharacterized. The coding region runs from base 1 to 1461 and encodes 486 amino acids. Gene Ontology annotation, molecular function: RNA-DNA hybrid ribonuclease activity; nucleic acid binding. The transcript is spliced from 4 exons. Lineage: Eukaryota; Viridiplantae; Streptophyta; Magnoliopsida; Ranunculales; Papaveraceae. The record is from RefSeq and is a predicted model, not a curated record.